CUGAAGAUAAUAGUAUCCUUUUCACUUCUCAGUUUAAUGAUGGCGUGCAAGAUGAAAGCCGCUUUCAGUUUUAUUUUAGCUUUGAUAUUGUUAACGAUAAGCGUAUCACAAAUUGAGAGUUAUUGUUUCUCUGACAGUGAUUGUAGUUCAUGGUUCACGAAUAAAUGCUGUAACGGAGUAUGCAAAUCCAGCUGUUGUAUUUUUGAUAGUGAUUGCUCAAAUGGAGAAUCUUGUUGCUCUGAUAACAAAUGUUCGUAUAGUUGCUAUGGAAAUUCUUGUACAUUUAACUCAGACUGUGGUACAGGAGAAUGCUGUGGUUCAGAUUAUCGUUGUAAGUAUGGCAGUUGUUUGGUUGCAACUACUGCUCGUAGUGCGGACAGUUGCUAUUCUGAUAGUGAUUGCUUAGUAGGAGAAUCUUGUUGCUCUGAUAAGAAAUGUUCGUACGUUUGCUACGGAAAAUCUUGUAUACUUAACUCAGACUGUGGUACAGGAGAAUGCUGUGGUUCAGAUUAUCGUUGUAAGUAUGGCAGUUGUUUGGUUACAACUACUGCUCGUAGUGCGGACAGUUGCUAUUCUGAUAGUGAUUGCUUAGUAGGAGAAUCUUGUUGCUCUGAUAAGAAAUGUUCGUACGUUUGCUAUGGAAAAUCUUGUACACUUAACUCAGACUGUGGUACAGGAGAAUGCUGUGGUUCAGAUUAUCGUUGUAAGUAUGGAAGUUGUUUGGUUACAACUACUGCUCGUAGCGGGGACAAUUGCUAUUCUGAUAGUGAUUGCUCAACAGGAAAAUCUUGUUGCUCUGAUAAGAAAUGCUCGAAUAGUUGCUAUGGAAAAUCUUGUACAUUUAACUCAGACUGUGCUUCGGGAGAAUGCUGUGAUUCAGAUUACACUUGCUCAUAUUGCAAAACUUAUACUCGUCUUGCUGGUUGGAUUAUUGCCGUCAUCGUGAUCAGUAUUAUUGUCGUUAUCGUUAUACCCGUUGCAAUUGUAAUAUUUUGUUUUUGUUGUGCUGCUACAGCAGCAGCAUCUUCUACACGACAUGCUCAACAUGGCGUGAUAGUUGCAGCACCAGCUACAACUGGAACUACAGUCAUAUCAAGCAAUCAACAGCAGAGUCAGCAAUAUAUGAUGCCACAGCCAACAUAUCCUCGAGCUCAAACUUAUCCCAAUCAACAACCACCACCAUAUCAACCCCCUCAACAACCAACUGUAGUGGGAAUGCCAUCCCAACAGCCAGACAAAAAAGCAUAUUGAACACUGUGGACAAGCAUUUGUUAAAGAUCACAAAAAAUCUGUGAGGAGACACUAAAAGUUAAUGCUACUUUGAUUAUUAGUUGUAGAUUUAUCAUACUUGGUGAUAAAAAUAAAAAUAGCACUGUGA
Messenger RNA from Xenia sp. Carnegie-2017, 1378 nucleotides. RefSeq names its product keratin-associated protein 10-7-like. Lineage: Eukaryota; Metazoa; Cnidaria; Anthozoa; Malacalcyonacea; Xeniidae. The record is from RefSeq and is a predicted model, not a curated record. The transcript has a single exon. Bases 37 to 1251 code for a protein of 404 amino acids.